Phanerochaete carnosa HHB-10118-sp is the source of this 577-nucleotide messenger RNA. RefSeq lists its product as uncharacterized. The record is from RefSeq and is a predicted model, not a curated record. The transcript has a single exon. The coding region runs from base 27 to 266 and encodes 79 amino acids. NCBI's taxonomy places the organism in Eukaryota, Fungi, Basidiomycota, Agaricomycetes, Polyporales, Phanerochaetaceae.
AUAGGGCUAUGCGUCCAGAUUACAGCAUGAUGAUGGCGCAGUCGAGCGUACACCGCGAAGCGACCCCGGGAGAAGACCGUGCGCCUUCGCCAUUUCGCACCGGAUCUCUCCGCUUCCCCUCUCGCUUCAGCACGAAACUCUGCCUCGGUACCCUAGCGGCUUACGCGCCAACGGUUAUUCCUCUGCUGUGGGCAAUUUUUCCUAUCCGCCCCCUUGAGCAGGAUCUUUCCACGGCCGACCCUGGAGCUGGCGUCACGACAGCGUGAACUUUGUCAUAUGUCGCCUCGCGCCUUCCGGCCAUGGCUGUCCGAUCAUCGUUAACGGCAGUAUCGUACACAAAAAGUCACAAGUGGCUGUUGAAAAUCCCCUGAACAUUUUGCCUGGCUUGAUUAGGUGUACGUUACCCGCCGUGCGUGGCCGACGCCGAAGAAGCUUCGUUCAAUAUCUUCGGUACCUCGAUGUCUUCUCCCACAAUACUCCAUCGCUCACUCAUGCUUCCAUGUUAGUACUAAAUAAAUAAAAUAUUUCACCGGUUGUUGGGCGAUCGCGCCGACAUGUUUUCUGUGGUCGGCUGGCC